Molecule: messenger RNA, 2543 nt
Organism: Bemisia tabaci
Lineage: Eukaryota; Metazoa; Arthropoda; Insecta; Hemiptera; Aleyrodidae
Product: cathepsin F
Biological process (GO): proteolysis
Molecular function (GO): cysteine-type peptidase activity
Source: RefSeq, a predicted model, not a curated record
UAGCUAAGCGUUUUGUUAAUAUGCACGUCUGUUUCAGUGCUAGUUUGCUGUUUCAAUUUCGAUAGCAAGAUUUUGGAAGCUAAAAUAGAUCAACUCAUCUUAAAACCCAUCCUAUAAAUUGCUUGAAAACUGACCCAGAAAAAGUACCUGAUUCGAAUCUCAAAGCUGUGCUUUAUACAUGUAUGAACGAUUAUUCGACGUAUCUCUAAAAGGUUUUGUAAGCAAUUUUCCGCUUGAAAGGUGUUUAAAAUCGCUAGGACUAUGAAUAAAAUCGGCUAUCUAAUAAUAUCUUUUUUGUGGCUGGCGCCCAUUACAUUAAGCUAUUAUUUGCCAGGGGACGAAUUAUCGGUAGAGUUGAGGUUGUUCAAUAACUUCAUGAUCAAGUUUGGAAAGUCUUAUGAAAACGCAGCGGAACAAGCGAAAAGAUUCGACAUCUUCAGAACCAAUUUGAAAGUCAUUGCAGAGUUGAAUAAUGAUCGCUAUGAUAACGCGACCUAUGGAAUUUCGAGAUUUGCUGAUCUCACGGGUGAUGAGUUCAAGAAAAAAAUGUUGCGUUCCAAUAGCAGUCUGCCGGAGAGCCCUUUGAGAGAGGGAGGCUCCAAAAUCCGUGCGUCACGUAUAAAACGCGCGGGUGGCUCAAGCAGCCACACCGGGGGCUCGUUCAGUUGGACGGACAACAGGUACUACCCUCCUGCGCAGGAUCAGGACACUUGCGACUCGUGUGGACAUAUCGGAGGGGUAAGCGCCGUGUCAAUCAUGUAUUCGGCUCAGAAGAAGAGGAGGACAAAUCUAUCAAUACAGCAGCUCAUAGACUGUGACCCACGCUGUUGUAAUGCUGUGACUUACACGAGUUUGUUCGAAGCCAUACGAGACACUUACUUGGCAUCGGAGACGGACUAUCCUUACAGAGCGAGCUUUCGUGCCGGGGAAUGCGAUAGGGCCGCUGUAGCCAAAGGCGUCGCCACCAUCAAAAGCUGGAGAUUGAUCUCAGGCGAGGCCAACAUUCUGGCCAAUCUCAAAAACGGCCCUCUACCCGCUAAGAUCAAUGCAGACAGAAUACAGCACUAUAGAGGUGGAGUCAUCACGAAUUGCCCCAACACCGGGUCCAAUCAUGGGGUGACUAUCGUAGGAUACGGAGUUGAGGACGGUGUUAAUUACUAUCUCGUGCGAAAUACUUACGGUCCAGGUUGGGGCCCAUUGGAGGGGCAUCUGAAGGUCCAAAGAGGCACAUGUGACAUCGAAGAGAGGGUUUAUUCCAUUGAAAUCAAGACGAAAAGAAGCGGAGGCUGCUUCAUGUGUAAAUGAAUUACCAAUACACUUACACAAAGGUGACCCAAAAGUCCCUUAUUACACCCCCUCUAACUUUUCACCUAAUUCCUAAUGGAGGUAAAGAUUUUAAACUUGGGGGAUGUUCCUUAGCAAAAGGAGCUACAUUGGUGCCCCCUUAAGAUUUUCAGCGACCCCAAUGAGAAGACCCCUUUGUGGUUCUUCGUUCAAAAGAGCAUAAAAAAAGAAAACUUUUCGCGCGAACCCGAAGUCAAUACCUCAAACUGUUUCAAAAUGGCGGCUGGUUGAAGUUCAAGAGAACCGGAAAUUGAUCUGUCGUUGCGCGAAAAUCGAUAACUGCGGGUAUUUUGACAUGAGAAGAACAAGUUGGUGUUAGAAUUUUAAAAAAACCGAAAUUUCCAAAAUUUCUUCCGUACAAAGUUCGCAACAGAGCCGAGAACUCGGCACUUCGGUUUUUUGCUGAUGGAUUCACCUGAAGGGGUAUUUUGAAUGAUGAAAUUAUCAAAGAAGUUAAAUUUCUAAAAAAAUAUUCGGUCAUUUUGAACUUCAACCAGCUGCCAUUGUGAUAACUUCAAUUUUUUCGAAAAUCCGGUGUCAAAUUCGAUGUUCCUUGUGUCAAAAUACCCCCAGAUACCAAGUUUCAGGUAAAUUCAUCAACGAAAAACCUAGGUACUAACUUUCGAUCAUUUCGAACAUUAACCAGCCGCCAUUUUGAAACAGUUUGUGGUAUUGACUUCGGGUCUGCGCGAAAAGUUUUCUUUCUUACACUCCUUUGAACAAGGAAUCACGAGGGGGGUCUCCCCAUUUGAAAAAAAAGUUGGGGUCUGUUGCCCUUCCCCCAAGGAAAAGACCCUUCUAAAAAUGUUAGAGGGCCAAAAAAUAGUUCCCUUUGACUUAGGAACAUCCCCUAAGUUUCAUAUAAAAGAAGCAAAAUGGCUCCGUCCUGAAUGAAAAAUUCGCAAAAUCGGCAGAGGUAUGAAAGAUUGUAAAGGUGUAGAUACAGACGGCGAUUAAUCCGGCCCUUAUUAUUACACGGCCCUUUAUUGCAGCCGUUGGACUCCUCGUUGUAACAAGUAGGUAUACAUUGGACAUAGUAUGUUGUCAUAUUAUGGGAUUACUCGCCGUGUGUAUCUAGGCCUUCAGUCUGACUGGUGACGUCAUGCGCUCCUAAUGUUAAUCAUUCUCUAUCAUCUGUUCCGACUUAUUUAUUAUUUAUGAAUUGUGAUGAAUAAAAUAUCUUCUCAAAUCGGUGACAA